ACGGUCCUUCCCUCGCUUCGAUCAUCGAGAUUCAAAUAGCUGCCUGGUCGCGGCGGUUAUAUUCUCCCUGUCCCCCGGGUUUCCUUCUCCAGAACCCCCUUCGAGCCCACAGAGCGCCUCUCCUACGCUGUAAUCUUCGUGAUUACCGCGAGGCAUCUCGUCGGGGCUAUAAGGAGGUUCUGUGACAACCUAUUCGUGGCACAUGAUCAGCAAUCUCUUACAAUACUUCUUGCACGAUGAUGUCGAGAGUUUCCGGCGGUUACUGGCCAACGCCGGUUACCCGGUUGGUGGCCAGCGGUCUGGAGGAAAUACGACUGACAGUUUCGGAGCUACAUUAGGGUCGUCUCCAGUUCUGCCAUCGAAAUCGAACAAGGUGUACAGCGGUACUUCUCCGGGUACGCCUUUGACCGAACGAGGCAACGUGAAGCGUGGGAAUGGCACGUUAUCUCGAGAACAAGUAAAUGCGCGCGACCAUUAUGGCAGGACUAUUCUUCACUUAGUGGCCUCAUCACUAAAGCCGUCCGCGGUUGAAUUUGCAGAGGCACUGCUAGAGAUACCGUUCAUCGACAUCUAUGCUCAGGAUCAUGAAAGCGGUUGGACUGCCUUGCAUCGGGCUCUGUACGCGGGAAACGCAACCAUUGCACAAGCUCUGCUUGCCCGAGAUCUACGUGAUGCAACAGAAUUCAGUACCGUUGGAAACGUCCAUUAUCCUUCUGGUGGUUUGAUCAAGAUCAAAGACAGGGAAGGCUAUAGCCCUUUCGACGUGUAUGGGUCGACUAUCGUGUCUCGCAACAUCAAGGAGAUAGUAAACCGGACUCCCAGAGCGGUAGUGAAGGAUUCGUCUGAUGUCGAUGUCCCUGGCAGUGAUCUCUCUUCUGUCGAUGGUCAUUCUGUUCCUGGAGACGAUAAUGCCGAAGAGACCAGCUAUCAUCAUCGAGCUGUCCUAAAACCGCGCACAAACCUGCAAGGCGACGAGAUCUUCACAUUCGGUAGCAAUAAGAACCUGACGCUUGGUUUGGGGGAUGAGGACGACCGACAGUUCCCCGAAAGGAUAUCUGUGCAGCGCCCGGAGCAUCUCCUGCAGCGAUUCUUUCGCGAAUAUGAGGAGCGUCGCUCCCAAUCUGGCCGUUCUGACUUGCAGGAUUCCAAUCAUAUUCCAGAUCUGCCUACACUGAUCCGAAAUAAGCCUAUCAGUUUCCAAGAUGUCGUCAUGUCCAAACUUCACACCGCUGUCCUCACCAGUGAUCCGGAAUCAAAUCUAUUCAUGUCUGGGUUCGGCCCCGGUGGACGUCUAGGCACGGGAGACGAGUCGACUAGGUUCGGCUUCGUUUGUGUCGAAACUGGUGCUCUUGCAGGCAAAAAGAUAAUAUCCGUUGCGUUGGGCCAAGAUCAUUCUCUAGCAAUUUCCGAACACGGGGAGAUCUUCUCAUGGGGAAGCAACAAGUACGGGCAACUUGGCUACAAUCUUCCCCGGACGAACAACAAAGAUGAUGUGCCUAUUCAGACAACCCCAAGACAAAUAUUUAACCCCUUUAAAAAGGAGAUCAUCCUAGGGGCGGCAGCCUCUUCAAUCCACUCGGUUGUCUUUAGCACGUCUGGUCUUUACACUUUCGGCAAGAAUGAAGGUCAGCUAGGAAUUGUCGACUCAGACGCUCGUUCUCUCGAGACCCAGGUCACUCCUCGACGCGUGGGAGUUUCCCUCUUCAAUUCACCUAUUCACACCGUGACUGCCAUCGAUCGAGCUACUGCAGUGCUUCUAGAGAGCCAUGAUGUCUGGGUUUUCACGCAAUAUGGGUAUUCCAAAAUCGUCUUCCCGCUUGACGGGGCAUCAACUUUCAUCAAGAACAGUUUCUUGGCUACCCGAUACGAUACUGCCAUCAACCGUAUCGUCAAAAUAACUUCAGGUGGAGAUACUAUCUGCGCCCUGUCCAGUUUUGGCGAAGUAUACACAGUCCAGGUCAAUAAAAAAGCUGAUACCAGCUCUAUGGCUGCAUCUACCACGAACCCGGCUAAGAUACGAAAUUCCUUACCGCCUCCGGCAAGAGUCUGGUCCGUUCGAAAGUCUCAUAUGGCCGCUAGAGACGUUGCUACAGGACAGGAUGGUUCGAUCAUCAUAUGCACCAAGUCUGGAUCGGCCUGGAAGAAAGAGAAGCGCACCAAAGUCAAGACAUCUGGGUCUAAGGAUUAUAAGUUUGUUCGCAUACCGGGGCUCUCCAGAGUAGUCGCUAUCAGAAGCAAUGCAUUUGGGGCGUUUGCAGCUGCUCAGCGUGACACCGACGUAACCAAAGAGCAAAUUGCUGUUGAUGAAUCCACUCUAUGGCAUGAUAUAUCGCGUCUCCUGCCGUUCGCAGCGUUGGAGCCAGAUAUUCAGGACCACAGUCUCGAAGACCCCUCAGAAGAUCCCGCGAUCAUAGAAGGACUCGUCCCCAGGAUCAAGAGAGCCGUUUUGAUGUCACGAGACAUUGAAUCCCAAAUCCAGCCAGCGAUUCAAGCCAGCAACUUGUACGAUAAUCCUUAUGGGACUGUCUGGAUUUCAAGCACUGUGUCCGACAUACGGGUCCCAGUUCAUGAGUUCAUUGCCGCGGGACGGAGUUCUGUCCUGAGAGAGGCGUUCCAGGAGUUUCGAAAGAAAUAUUACUUCUCCAUGCCAGAAGUGUUCUCCAUCGAAUACGGGAAGGAUGGGCAAAUCGAGACCAAGUUCCAGGGUGUGGAUUUGUUAACUAUCCUCAACUUGGUCUUUUUCCUCUAUACGGACAGCGUUCUGGAUGUGUGGCAUAAGAUCAAACACUCCCCUGAAAAAUCGUUCCGUUACCGGCAGGUUCGGACAGAAGUGAUGCGGGUUGCGACACAUUUGGAACUGCGGACCCUGGAACGAGCAGCAAGAGUCAUGAUAGAGCCUACGCGGACCUUGAAUAUGGAUAUGGAGGCUGCUAUUAAGGAUGCCUCUCUCUUCGAGAGCGCCGACGUGGUUGUGCAGCUAGAUGGCGGCGAAGUGAAGUUGCACAGUCAAAUUGCUUGCCAAAGGUGCCCUUUCUUUGAUGGGUUGUUUAAUGGUCGCUCGGGAGGCCGAUGGCUCUCUUCGCGUCGCGGGAACCCGGAAGAAAAGAUCAACGUGGAUCUUAAGGACAUUGACCGGACAGUGUUUGCGUUCGUCCUACGGCACAUGUAUGCCGAUACCGCAGACGAGCUGUUCGAUGAUGUUAGAUACAAGAGCCUCGAUGAUUUCAUUGACUUAAUUAUCGAUAUCAUGUCCGCUGCAAAUGAAUUGAUGAUGGAUAGAUUGGCCCAGAUAUGUCAACAGAUGCUCGGUCGUUUCGUCAACACGAGGAACGUCUGUCACCUCCUGAACGCGGUUGCGCCAUGUUCAGUGACAGAGUUCAAGGACGCUGCGCUCGAAUAUAUUUGCCUCAACCUUGAAGCUAUGUUAGAAAAUAGGCUUCUAGAUGACCUUGACGAGGAUCUAAUAUAUGAGCUAGAUGCUGUCUGCCAAGAAAACCAGCUCUCGUGCUACCCAAUCUCGAGAGGACGUAACGCCGAGGAGUUCUUAUAUGAAAAAUAUCCCGAACUUGUUUCCCUUGUCGAGAAUGACCGGCAACGGAGGAUUGACUCCAUGAAACUGAGUUCCCGUCUCGAUAGAAAUGAGCUCAGCGACAAGUUGAGAUCCGGAAGCCUUGAAAAGACAGCCUCACCGCUCGCGCAGAGGACAAAGCCUUCCGUCACGAAGGAGCCAAAAGCGGUCAUGGCUAGUCCUGUUCUCAAGCCAAUGAAAUCCUCUGGAGACCUUAUGUUCCAGAUGGAUGAUGAAAAUGCCGCCUCACCUGGUCCUUCAGCAAAAGGAAAGGCAGUGGUGAGGGAUAUUCCCAGGCGCACCAGUGAUCGAUCAUAUCCAGAAUCUCCAUCUCCCGCAUUGGAUCCCAGAUUUAUGGAUGUCGGAUCGCUUGGUGAGAACGGUUCGUUAGAUGAUAGAACGGGCUCUCUUUCUCGGAUCUCCAUCACACCAAGGGGGUUUUCAGCUAGCCCCUCCGGCGCUGAUAAGAGCGCAUCCAAAGCUCCCUGGGCUUCUCCGGUGAUAUCCGCCUCCAAGAAAGAUCUGAAAGAUAUAAUGGCGGAGGCGUCCCAGUCACGAGUAUCAAACCUGACGCUAGGGAUGUCCGAUCGCCGGGAGUCUACUCCUGGCAGCGCUCUUCCCUCCAAGUUAUCCCAGCGAGAAAGAAAAAAGCUCCAGCAACAGCAGAUACAGGAGCAACUUGCGGCUGAACAGAGAGCGAAAGAGAACCCGCACGUUCCAUGGCAGACACCCGUAAAAUCGAAGGCACCUAUAUUCCCAGAGCCAUCACCGCGUUCUGAAGCUACGAAGACUGCUCAAAGGCCCUCAAUGACUCUUCGACAAACUGUCGCUGGCACGCCCCCAACUCAACCGGGGCCGUCCCCUGGACAAAUUCAGGGGCGCAACAUUGCAACCCCUCUUCCAACACCGCCCAAGCCUGCUCGACCAGUGCAGAUUACCUCAGGUCCAGCUCCCUCGCCUAAUCUCUCAACUCCUACUAAACCUAUGAUCCAAUCUGUACGCCACAGUCCACGACCUGAACCACGCAAAGCUAGCUUUCACUCUCCAUCGUCUGGUCAACUUUCCCUUGCUUCCAUUCUCCUGCAACAGCAGGCAGAAAAGGAUGAGCUGCACGAAAUUGCUACAGCCAAACAUAACCUUGAGGAUAUCCAGCUCGAACAGCAAUUUCAGGAGUGGUGGGACAAGGAGAGCAAAAGGGUCAUGGAAGCUGAAGCUGCUGCCGCAGCACGAGGGAACAAGAACAGAGGAGGUCGGGGCAAGAGUUCUGGUAACCGUAGGGGACGCGGUACAGGUCCAGCUCCAGCCAGUCAUGCGCCCGGAACCAGUCUCCCACAGCGACAGGAACAAGGGUCUACUGAAGCAUCGAAGAAGACGAGUAACCACCAUGGAAGAACUCCAAAUGGAAAGCAGAAGGAUGCCGCGGCUGGUGGCAAUGCUCACCGUGGCGGCCGCGGUGGUAACAGAGGCAGGGGAAAGACCCGAGCCCAGCCGGCAUGACGAAUAGCCAUGUGCUCUAAUACCCAGUCACAUAUUACGCUUCAUUGUUAAUCUGCUUGUAUUUUUGGGCACUCUGGUUCAUUGCCGCCCAUUUUAUUACAUAGAAUAAGCCCUAUAUCCCACUUUGCUUUAACUCCCCACAAGAGGAGUCCUCGCGGACCCUGGACAUGUUUAACGUGUUUACAUGUAUACAUCUUUUAUUCACUUGAAUAUGUACCAUUACCCUGCCUUUUCAGGUAAUCUUUUUUUUUUUUUUUUCCUACCUGGUUUAGAUAUUCUUUCACAUCGUAUGGGAUAACGGGAUGGCAUUGGAGGAUAGAUAUAUACACACACACACACUAGCAGUUGGCAUAUAGAAGGGUAUACUCUAUUAAUAUAAACUCACUCCACUUUUAGUUCAGAA
Messenger RNA from Paecilomyces variotii, 5468 nucleotides. Its product is annotated as BTB domain and ankyrin repeat protein. The record is from RefSeq and is a predicted model, not a curated record. Lineage: Eukaryota; Fungi; Ascomycota; Eurotiomycetes; Eurotiales; Thermoascaceae. The transcript has 3 exons. Bases 203 to 5065 code for a protein of 1620 amino acids. Gene Ontology annotation, molecular function: protein binding.